This is a messenger RNA of Candida tropicalis MYA-3404, 1365 nucleotides long. RefSeq lists its product as uncharacterized. The coding region runs from base 1 to 1365 and encodes 454 amino acids. Lineage: Eukaryota; Fungi; Ascomycota; Pichiomycetes; Serinales; Debaryomycetaceae. The transcript has a single exon. The record is from RefSeq and is a predicted model, not a curated record.
AUGAUAUCGUCUAUUAAAAGCAUACUAAACAAGAGACCAAAAGAUAAACUUCAACAUCAACAACAACAACACCGAUCACAGAAAUCACAACAACAACAACAACAAAGUGAAGAAGAUAAACAAUUUCAAAAAAGAAGAGCUCAAUCAUUACCUAACAAAUUAACAUAUGGAACACCAGCUGAAUCUUUAUCAUCUUCUUCACUUUCAGAUUCAGACAAAGAAGAAUUAUUUUCCUUAAGAUCUUCACCAUCAGGAAGUGUUCUUCCUUCUUAUUAUAUGUACAGAGAUAUUCUUCAUUAUAAAGUAAAUGAAGUUGUACCUGCACCUCCAGGUUAUUCAUCUACUGAUGAUUCAGAUUCUGAUGUUGAGUCUCGUGCAUCUAUAACAAAUGAUGACAAUUCAGUUUGUCAAAAAUUACUUAAUCUAAAUUACCUUGGUACUAGUGGUAAACCAGAUGAUUUUUUUGAUGAAUCCAUUAAAGCUCAUAUUGUCUUAGAUAAGGAUGACAAUUAUGAAUACACUCAAGGUGAUGAUAUAACAGGUAUUUUAACAUUAACCAAUUUGAAAAAUCUGAGAGUUGAUAUUGAUAAAGUAUUUAUAUUUUUGGAAGGUGUUGAUCGUACUUAUACAUUUUCAGAAAAAGUUUUCUUAUCCAUUGUUGAUUAUGAAUUAUUUACAAAUGGUGAAGAUGAAAGAGGUGUUUGUGGUGGAGUUAGAUUAAACAAACAAGGAGAUAAAUUUAAACUGGGAUUUAAAUUCAAAAUUCCUUAUUAUUUAUUAGAAUCACUGUGUAAACAUAAAAUUAAAAAUCAUUAUUUAUUACCUCCUUCACUGAAAAGUUUAGCUGGUGGUGGUGUAUCAAGAGUUAGUUAUAGAGUAUCUUGUUAUGCAUUGAAAUAUAAUUGCAACCUACGCAAGAAUAUUAAAAUUGGUAGUGCAAAUAAAGAUAUUCAAUUUAUUCCUAAAGAUGAAUUAAUUGAUGAAGUUUGUGAUAUAAACUAUGAAAACUUAUUAAAUCGUCUACAUGAUGAUUUGAGAUACAUUGAUAAAACCAAAUUUGAAGAACUUUUCGAACUGUUACAAGUUAAAGAUUUAUCCAAUAAAUUAGUAUUGAAUAAAGAAGAUGGUACUGGUCAUGAAUCAAUAGAAGUUGCAACUCCACAAUUGACUAUUCCAUAUACAAGAAAAACUCCGUUUAAAGUUACAGAUAAAUUGUUCAUUCCAAUGAAUUUCCAAAACUUGUCAUCACCUAUUAAAUCAGUUAAUGUUGAAUUAAUGGUAGUCACAGGUAUGUCUACCACACAAAUUCCAAUUUUCAUUUCUCCAAAUAUGUUGUAUGAAUCAUUUUUCAAACACACCAUAUGA